AUGUCUCAACCUUCUAUCUUAACUCCUAGAAAGCACACCAAGGAGCAAUCGAACCCUAAAAAUGUAGGUACUGAGAUAGAUCUCUUUGAUGUCAUCACUGAUGUCGUUCCCCUUUUGAUGGUUCCUGGUCAUGCAACCCCUAUAAAGAAGACCAUAACAUAUGCUUCGAGAAAAGACAAGCCCUCUAAAGUAAGUACAUCUUCCUCUCCAUCCAUGGCUGCUAGAAAUGUAAAAAUUCUUGAACCCUCUACUGUUGUAAAGAAACCCCAUUCUAUGACUAACUUAUACCUUGAUGCCAUUAAUGUUGAACCUAAUGUUGACAGAGACGACGUAGAUAAGACUAUUUGUGUGUUGGUCUCUCAAGUUUUGGAAUUUGAACCUAAGAUUGUUGUGCCAGAUGUCUCCACAUCCUUGGCCCAACCUGAUUACACUACUGAAACACCUCUAGAUAAAUUUGAUGUCAAUGUGCAUACUCUGUCUCCUGAAAAAUUGAAAGACAAAGAGGAGGCUAAUGGGAUGUCUGGUGAUCUGGAUGACAAAGAAGAAAACUUUGUAGAGAAAAAGGGUCAAUCUGCUGACAUAAUGAAUAUAGAGGAUAUGUACUCUGAUGAUGUGCCUAUUGGUCAAAGGAUGGCUCCAGAAAUAGCUAAAAGAACUAGUGUUGGCCCUACAAAGAGAUGGAGCAAGGUUAUUACUCCUGUUUCUAAGAGGAAGGAAGUUUCUUCUAAGUUUAGUGAAUUUGACCAUGAUGUCGAACAUAAUGUUCAGGACAUCGUUUCUAUUGACCAAAAGCAAACUUAUGGGAAGAUUCCAGCAAAUAUUCCUCAAGUUCCAAUUGACAACAUUUCCUUUCACUCUAUGGAGAAUGUAGAAAAAUGGAAAUUUGUUUAUAAAAGAAGACUACCACUAGAAAGAGAAAUGGGUAAAGAUUCUUUUGAAUGCAAAGAGGUGAUGAGUCUGAUUCAAGAGGAUGGAUUAAUGAAAAAUCUAAUUGGAUUUGGCAAGUGUUAUGAAAUGCUUGUUAAGGAAUUUAUUGUGAAUAUCUCUAAGGAAUGUGAUAACAAGAGGAGCAAGGAGUUUAGAAAAGUGUAUGUCAGAGGAAGAUGUGUGGGUUUUUCUCCUGAAAUCAUAAAUAGGUUUUUGGGCAGAAAUGAAGAAGAACAAGCUGAAGUGGAAGUCUCUGAAAAUGUUAUCUACAAAGAGAUUACUACUAAACAAGUAAAGGAAUGGCCAAGGAAAAGGAAGUUGUCAGCAAGUGAUUUGAGUGCGAAGUAUGACAUACUUUAUAGAAUUGGAGCUGCUAAUUCGGUGCCAACUAAUCACACUUAUAACAUUUCUACAGGAUUGGGUAAGUUCAUUUAUAUUGUAGAGACCAAGUCAAGUUUUGAUUUUGGAUCUUAUAUCUUUGAUCAAACUAUGAAGCAUGUUGCCUUUUUUGCUGUGAAGAUGCCAAUAGCAUUUCUCUCAUUUAUUCGUGGUUUUAUAUUGGGUCAACACCCAAAUAUUGUCAUGACAUCUAGCCAGAAAUCUUCCAUGCCUACUACUAGAACAUGCAUCCUUGCUGAUCUAAAAGAUACUUGCAAGACCUUGGAUGAUAGUAUCAAAAGUUAUACUGAGAGGAAGAGCAGGCUUGAAAUUUUGAUAAAGGCCUUGUCUAAAGAAGAAGGAAAUUUGAAAGGUGAUAGAACAUGUGAAGAAGAUGCAAAUGAAGAAGGUAUUCAUGCAAGUGAUGAUGAAGAAACUACCAGCAAUGAUGAGGACUGA
Lathyrus oleraceus (garden pea) is the source of this 1764-nucleotide messenger RNA. RefSeq lists its product as uncharacterized. Lineage: Eukaryota; Viridiplantae; Streptophyta; Magnoliopsida; Fabales; Fabaceae. The transcript has 4 exons. Bases 1 to 1764 code for a protein of 587 amino acids. The record is from RefSeq and is a predicted model, not a curated record.